Molecule: messenger RNA, 6294 nt
Organism: Phycodurus eques (leafy seadragon)
Lineage: Eukaryota; Metazoa; Chordata; Actinopteri; Syngnathiformes; Syngnathidae
Gene: neurl1aa
Product: neuralized E3 ubiquitin protein ligase 1Aa
Exons: 6
Coding region: 161-1882 (573 amino acids)
Biological process (GO): negative regulation of Notch signaling pathway; nervous system development
Cellular component (GO): plasma membrane; postsynaptic density
Molecular function (GO): ubiquitin protein ligase activity
Source: RefSeq, a predicted model, not a curated record
AGGAGGUGGUGUGGGUCGCCCUCCGCCGUGUUUGCAUCUGGUCGAGUGAGGGAGGCGACAAGGCUACCUUUGGAUGGAAUCAUGUCACGGGCGGCCGGCCUUGCGACCACAGCAUCAGUGUAACACACGGUGGCCAUAGGCGGUUCCAAGGCACACAGAAAUGGGUGGGCAGAUAACGCGAAAUGCUUUGUACGACUCCCUCGGUGGCCCCUUCCCAUCCACAUCCCACCGCUGUCAUCACAAACACAAGAGAUGCCUGCCUAUCCAGUGUGCCAGUGUUGGUGGUCCCUUUCCAGUCAGCCCACUUCUCUUCCAUCCUAAUGCUAAGGGUUCCCAAAUUGUCAUGGACCUUUCCCAGAAGAUAGUCAAGAGGCAGGGUAGUUUCUGCAAUGCCAUCACCUUCAGCAACAGGCCCAUAGCCCUGUAUGAGCAAGUCCGCCUCAAGAUUACAAAAAAGCAGUGUUGUUGGAGUGGAGCGCUGCGUCUGGGGUUCACCUCCAAAGAUCCCUGCAGGAUAAACCCAGACAACUUGCCAAAGUAUGCCUGCCCAGACUUGGUGUCCCAGAGUGGCUUCUGGGCAAAGGCUCUACCUGAAGAGUUUGCUAACGAGGGGAAUGUUAUUGCCUUCUGGGUUGACAAGAAGGGCCGUGUUUUCUACCGCAUAAACGAGUCCAGCCCCAUGCUGUUUUUCAGCGGAGUCCGAACCACCGAGCCCCUCUGGGCUCUAAUUGAUGUUUAUGGUCUGACCCGUGGAGUGCAGCUGCUAGACAGUGAGAUUGUUCCUCCUGACUGCCUGCGCCCACGCUCUUUCACAACAGUGCGCUCCUCCUCUCUCCGCCGUGAGGCAGAUGACUCCCGUCUCUCUGUUAGCCUGUGUGACCUCAACCUUCAGCAGGAGGAUGGAGGCAACUCCCACAAUCACUCACACCAUCAAACGCUCCACCUGGCCUCAGCCUCCUCUGUCUGUCCCAUACCCCAGAACUCCCUCAACUCACAGCAAUCAUCUCUUCUGCCGUCAGUCCUGGAGAAUGAUCUCCACUUCCACCAGUUGCGUGGGGCCCAUAUUAAGACACUAGAUGAACAGACUGUGGCGAGAUCGGCGCAUUCACGUGAGGAGCGCACUUUGGUUUUUACCAGCCGACCCUUACGAACUGGAGAGUGUGUGUUUAUCAAAGUCACCAAGUCCAGUCCAGCCCGCUCUGGCUCCUUGUCCUAUGGAGUGACAUCAUGUGACCCGGCUGUGCUGCGCCCCAGUGACCUGCCAUAUAAUCCAGAGGCUCUAGUCGACAGAAAGGAGUUUUGGGCAGUGUGUCGAGUGCCCACGCCUCUACAAUGCAGUGAUAUCCUAGGUUUCUUGGUCAACCAAGAAGGGGAGAUCAUCUUAAGCCACAAUGGCACCAAUGUUGGCAUGCAAGUAUGUGUGGACAACUCGCGCCCACUCUGGAUGUUCUUUGGCCUGCAUGGUGCUGUCACUCAGCUGAGAAUUCUGGGCUCUACUUAUGUUGGAGAUAGACGGGCCGGGUCGAACCCCAGUUCGCCGUCCUCAUCUCCGCACACUCCAAUUGCCCUGGGCAGCGGCAGCUCAGAUCCUGUCCUCAACGGAGGCUUGUGCUCGGCAGCUUACUGCAGCUCAGCAGGGGGAACAACCCCAAAUUCUCCGGUCAACUUUCCUAAGUCGCCUACCUUCCCAUCAGGCCGUGGGCCUCGGUCUGAUGAGUGCUCCAUCUGUUACGAGAACCCAGUGGACACAGUCAUCUAUGCCUGUGGACACAUGUGUCUUUGCUAUACCUGUGGCCUGAAGCUCAAGAAAAUGUCCAACGCCUGCUGUCCCAUCUGCAGAAGGCAGAUUAAAGACAUUAUCAAAACUUACCGAAGUACAUAAGAGCACAUAAUGGGACUGCCAACUCCCAGAUAUGAGGGGAAUGUAAGGAAAAAUCUUGAUAUUUUGAUAAUGUAAUACAGUUUUUGCUGGUUGAGUCUGAAUCUUAAUCAAUUCAGGUACAGUACUGCUCAUACAUGGUCUCAUACAGAGGCAACACUUGAAGUGAAACAGAUACAGUACAUGCCACAUGUGUUUCCUCCCCAAUGAGCACUUCGAAGACUUUAUAGUAGAGGAGAAGAGCUAAAACAAUUUUCAUCAAAGAUCUUAUUUGAUGAGCCAUGCUGCUACAAUGCAGGGACUGUGCUGAAACACAGAGUCUCCUCUGGGCUGAAUGUUUCAAUAAUUCUUUCAGGACUCAGUCAACCGGAUGUGUGCAGUAUGUCUGACUGGGCAAGUGAAAACAAGCACACUCACAGCACGUAAGUCAUCUCAGUAUCUCACAACGUGCGUCGAUGUAUUUCUGAGCUCUACUUGGAAAUAGUUGAGUCAGGCUCGAAACACCAUGACAUGAGGAAUCAUUUGUCAUCGUGGUGGUAAUCAGUGACUGUUUAGAAACGAUGCUGACUGUAAGUAGUAUCUAACACCUUGUGUACUCAUUUUAUCUACUGUACCUUUAUGUUAGUUCUACUUCAAAUGUUGGUGGUAGGUAUGUUGUGCUAGCUAGCUGCUUGGCCUACAAUGUGAUGUGUUGCACUGAAAUCGGCAUCUUCAUGGAAAUGCCCCAUUACUGUGAGACAGUUGGAAAGAUAUUCAUGGGUUUAAACGAUCAGCAGACUCGCAGCUCACAAUUCCAAAAAAUAUAACAGGGAGUGGAUUCUCAGGGCCAUUAUUUUCUUUGGUUUUAUUUUUGAAACAUAAAGACUAUUUUCCCAAACUCAAGUCAUAACCACGGCCUGAUACACUGUGAAUAAUCCUGACAUUCACAGCUCCUCAAAAAUAGCUCCGUAAGAAUACGUGAAGUCAAGGGAUUGUUGCCAUGGUAUCAGAAAGCAGUACAGUUAUGACACAGCUUCCUGCCUUAACCCGCAUUUGUAACAAGCAGAUGUAUCUACUAGAAGGAAACUCACCAAAAAUGCCGUUGCGUGACACAAAGCGGUCAAAUUUUUUUUCACUCAGUGGAGAACAAAAGUACACAAAUGCUUAAUUAUUUUUGUACAUCCACAGAACUUCCCAUAUUAUAUAAACAUGUCUUCUAAUCUUUGUGACAGGUUUUCAGCAGCAGCAAAGAGCCUUUAUAGAAAUUAAGUUUCCAGACAGGGCUAUAAAAGCUCAUUUGAAAUAUAUGAACGAUCGCUCUCCCACGCUUUUGAUUCCAAUUCAUCCUUAUCAAAUCAUCCAUCCAUCCAUCAUCCGUUUAUUCUGUUCAGGGUCACGUGAGUUUGAGCAACCCCAGCUUUCUUUAUGCCUGGAUCAGACCACGAGAUUUUAUCCUCGUUCUUGGCCCCAUUUGGUAUCGCAGCCAAUUGUCCAGAUCGGGCGUGACAUAUUUUGUCAGGAACAACAAAAUUCCUUGUCGUGUAACAUAAUCCACAAGAAGCGAUUUGGCAUCAGAGAAUCCCUGCGAUGCCGCAAUGAAAAGUGUAGAAUGUUUGAUUUUGUUUGGGGGGUGGGGGGAUAUCCUCCAUACAGUGUGACAUAAUGAGAACCCUGCGACAUACCACAUUGACAUCUAUAGCAUUGCGUCUUACAAUUACUUCUUUUUGAUCUUUUUUUUUUCCCAACACAAAUCUUUGCCACAAUUAAAAUUAGCACCUCUUCCUCCAUGGUUGUCGUUUCCGCAAUGGUAACGGUUAUAUCCGGUAGCAUUGACACGUUUUCCGAUCCCGCCUCCCCCGACAAUUUGAUUUGACGAGAUUAGCCCAGUGAACGUAAUACAGUAAACCCUCGUUUAUUGCGGCGUUUACGUUCCAGAAAACCACCGCAAUAAAUCAAAACCGCUAAGUAGUGAUUAUUAUCAUGUGUGUAUUUAUAAGUUUCAAAUGGCAGUUUGUGAUAUUCUGGGGGUGCGGGUAUUUUAUUUGUUCACUUGAGGUCACCAACCACAGACUCGACACAAGCGCAUGCCGAAUAAAUGCGAGUGCUCUACUUGAAUGACGUGAACGACAGCCCUUGCAUGAGGCUAAGGUUGAUAUUUGUGAAGUUUUUUUUCAUAAAUCUCUUUUGACUGUGGCUUGUGUUUUAAACAGGCUUUCCGGUCAUGUUCUUAAUGAGUCAUUAAGGUUACUUUUUCUGUUAAGAAUAGGGGCCCAAAUUGACCUCAUGUGAGUCAUUGCUGCCACAUGAAACUCGUAUAGCCAAUAAAGCAAACUAUCAAAUGCGCAACUGAGUAACUGAACUACACUGAAUUCACAAUAUGUAAACGGCAAUCGAGGGCGGGAUUACUCUGUUGUGUAGUGCUCCCAGUGUUUUGAUCGAGACAUGGCAGGAUUUUAUGGCAGUAGUCAGACAUUGAGUCAUUGUGAGAGACCAGAUCUGUGCUCAUCUAGUCUGAUCCAGGCAUUCGGAGAGGUGGACUGGGCCCGUCAAAUCACAUGUAGACAACCAUUCACCCCGAGGGUACCGUCCUUGUCUUUAUGAUUCCCUGUACAGUAAUUCCAUCCCAUUGUAUCACGUGUAAAUGAUCCGUUCAACAAUGAAACAUAACCCAAUCAAAUACAGCAGCCCAUAUAAUACGUUAAGGAGACGUUUUGUACGUUUGUACUUAUUUUGUAGAUAAACAAAUGGGUCUCAAAGCUUUGCUGCUAUUGUGUUUGCCAGCUGUCCUUUACGGUAAAUGCUGACAAUGGUUAGCAUGGUCCACAUAUCCUGCCACAGGUUUUAUUAUGCUACUGCUUGAAGAGUUGAAUCACAUUUGAAUGUUAAUUUAUGUGUUUACAAAAAAAUAUAUAUUAUUUUUGAUUGUUGUGCUUCAAUUUAACAUAUACAACCCCAAUUCCAAUGAAGUUGAGACGUUGUGUUAAACAUAAAUAAAAACAGAAUACAAGGAUUUGCAAAUCAUGUUCAACCUAUAUUUACUUGAAUACACUACAAAGACAAGAUAUUUCAUGUUCAAACUGAUAAACUUUAUUGUUUUUAGCAAAUAAGCAUUAACUUAGAAUUUUAUGGCUGCAAGACGUUCCAAAAAAGCUGGGACAGGUGGCAAAAAAAAGACCGAGAAAGUUGAGGAAUGCUCAUCAAACUGUUUGGAACAUCCCACAGGUGAACAGGCUAAUUGGGAACAGGUGGGUGCCAUGAUUGGGUAGAAAAGCAAAAACAAUAAAGUUCAUCAGUUUGAACAUUAAAUAUCUUGUCUUUGUUGUAGUGUAGUCAAUUAAAUAUAGGUCGAACAUGAUUUGCAAAUCAUUGUAUUCUGUUUUUGUUUAACACAACAUCCCACUUUCCUUGGAAUUCGGAUUGUAAAUAGUCUGCUUUUUCUAGGAUUAUUUGGUUUGAGGUUUUUUUUUUUUUUUUUUUCCUAUCACUGUUUAAUGGUCAAGUAUGAGUAUUAUUAUUAUUUUUUUUAAAUCUCAACAUGAAAAUCUAAACGUAUUCUAGUUUUGUAAUAGUGCAAAUGUUUUAUUGUACGUCGCAGCCUUGUAGUACACAAUCUGAGUUGCAGGAUAUCUCUGAAUUCCAUGUGUUGUUUUUUUGCUGUGAUAUAUAUUGUGUGUAAACCCAUGUUACAUUAGAGAACUCUACAUCCCCACAUAGAGCUUUUAUAAUACUGUGUGAAAGCCAUCACUGCAUCACUCGUUUGGUGGUGAUAAAUGUCACUUUAAUUAAGCAACUGAUUGUAAAUUUGGAAAUGUUUAGGCCCGUGUUUGAGUCAUGGCAUGUUUUGUAAUUUGCACUCUGACCAAAUAUACACUUUAACCCUUUUGAAGUUCAUUUGCAUUACAUUCAUUUUUAAAAAUCAAUGCAUUGAAACAAUUGAAUAUUUUUUGGUACCAUUUUGACUCACUGUUCAUUUGUUUCUCAAUUUAUACUCAUUUGCUUUUGCAUUCAAAAUAUUCAAAUGGCUCCUUGAAUGUGACUGACCCUGUAAUGUGGUUAUAAUCCAUCAUUGAUGGGAGGACUAAAUCCUCUUAACUUACGUUUUUUCCAUUCUGUUUUUGUGUGUUUGCCGUAUUUUAUAUUGCUACUUUAUGACACGCGUGUGUGUACUCAUAUAUUACAACACAACAGUUAGAUGGUCACGAUAGAUUUUUUGUCAUGUAUGACUGAUCUGUUUACCUUAUGUGAAGUUUGGGACCAACUGUGGACGAGCACCAUUAAGUGUGCAUCUCCAGUCUUCUCAGUUUUGCCAUAGCGGUGAUACAGGAGCAUUAUGAAGUAUUUGGUAAACUUCUAUUUUCUUUCGAUUCAAUUCAAACAUUGUAAGCUGUAUUCAAUGAGUCAGAUAAUUGUGGUAAAUAAACUUUCCAUGUGUUUGU